AUGGAACAGCUGCCCUUCGAGGAGAGACUGAAAGGGCUGAAGCUCUUCAGUCUGGAGGUGAGAGGGUUGACAAGGAGGAGUAUGGUUGAGGUUUACAAAGUUAUGAAGGUAGAGGUCCAGGUGGAUGUGUACCUUCACUUACCAAAUGCCACACCACUAGAAACUGGGAUGCUCAAGGAAGUUUGUAGGAGAUUCAGAAUGGAUGCAGCACUUCCUUAUCUGGCUUUUGGAGAACUUCCAGAAUAUUCUGUCAUUCGAGCGAUGAGGGCAGACAGCAGCAGGAGUUUCAAAAGGUUUUAUUUUUAUUCUCUGUCCAAGUUGGAUAAUGGAGAUGAGCAAGCAGCCCAGAUCAGACGUGAACUAGAUGGGCGACUACAACUGGCAGAACAAAUGGCAAGGGAAAGAAAAUUCCCCAAAUUUGUAACAAGAGAAAUGGAGAACUUGUACAUAGAAGAGUUGCGGUCUUCAGUGAAUUUGCUGAUGGCAAAUUUGGAAAGUCUUCCCGUGUCUAAAGGUGGGCCAGAAUUUAAACUGCAGAAGUUAAAGCGAUCACAGAAUUCUGCAUUCCUGGACAUAGGAGAUGAAAAUGAGGUUCAGCUGUCAAAGUCUGAUGUGGUCCUUUCCUUCACGUUAGAGAUUGUUAUAAUGGAGGUGCAAGGUUUAAAGUCAGUCGCUCCCAAUCGAAUUGUCUACUGCACCAUGGAAGUGGAAGGGGGUGAGAAGCUUCAGACAGACCAAGCAGAAGCUUCUAGGCCACA
Pterocles gutturalis (yellow-throated sandgrouse) is the source of this 758-nucleotide messenger RNA. Its product is annotated as calcium-dependent secretion activator 2-like. The record is from RefSeq and is a predicted model, not a curated record. NCBI's taxonomy places the organism in Eukaryota, Metazoa, Chordata, Aves, Pterocliformes, Pteroclidae. The annotation marks the transcript as partial. Gene Ontology annotation, cellular component: glutamatergic synapse. The transcript has 4 exons. Gene Ontology annotation, biological process: positive regulation of exocytosis; synaptic vesicle exocytosis; dense core granule exocytosis.